Urocitellus parryii (Arctic ground squirrel) is the source of this 1044-nucleotide messenger RNA. RefSeq names its product cannabinoid receptor 2 (gene Cnr2). The record is from RefSeq and is a predicted model, not a curated record. NCBI's taxonomy places the organism in Eukaryota, Metazoa, Chordata, Mammalia, Rodentia, Sciuridae. Gene Ontology annotation, biological process: G protein-coupled receptor signaling pathway. Gene Ontology annotation, molecular function: cannabinoid receptor activity. Gene Ontology annotation, cellular component: membrane.
AUGGAGUUCUGCCUGGAGCCGGAGGCAGUCAAUGGCUCAAAGAAUGACUUGAAUUUCAACCCCAUGAAGGAGUACAUGGUCCUCAGCCGUCCUCAGCAGGUGGCGAUUGCCGUGCUGUGCACCCUGCUGAGCCUGCUGAGUGCCCUGGAGAACCUGACGGUGCUUUAUCUGAUUCUGUCCUCCCGCCGACUCCGCAGGAAGCCCUCAUACCUGUUCAUUGGCAGCUUGGCUGUAGCUGACUUCCUGGCCAGUGUGAUCUUCGCCUGCAACUUUAUCAAUUUCCACGUCUUCCACAGCGUGGAUUCCAAGGCCGUCUUCCUGCUGAAGAUCGGCAGUGUGACCCUGACCUUCACCGCCUCAGUGGGCAGCCUGCUGCUGACCGCCAUUGACCGCUACCUCUGUCUGCGCUACCCACCUGCAUACAAAACUCUACUCACCCAUGGGAGGGCCCUGGCAACCCUGGGCAUCAUGUGGGUCUUGUCAGCUUUGGUCUCCUACCUGCCUCUCAUGGGGUGGACCUGCUGUCCCAGUCCCUGCUCUCAGCUUAUCCCCUUGGUCCCCGACAACUAUAUCCUGGGCUGGCUCCUGGUGGUUGCCAUUCUCUUCUCYGGCAUUAUCUACACCUACGGGCACGUCCUCUGGAAGGCCUAUCAGCAUGCAGUCAACUUGGCCGAGCACCAGGACAGACAGCUGCCAGGGAUGAUCCGCAUGAGGCUGGAUGUGAGGUUGGCCAAGACCCUGGGGCUGCUGCUGGCUGUGUUGGUCAUAUGCUGGUUCCCGGUACUGGCCCUCCUAGCCCACAGCCUGGUGGCCCCGCUGAGUGACCAGGUCAAGAAGGUCUUUGCCUUCUGCUCCUUGCUGUGCCUCGUCAACUCCAUGGUCGACCCUGUCAUCUAUGCCCUGCGGAGUCGGGAGAUCCGCUCUUCGGCCCACCAUAGCCUGGCCCGCUGGAAGGGCUACCUGAGAGGCCAUGGUCCUGAAGCAAAGGAAGAAGCCCCCAAGUCCUCCGUCACAGAGACAGAGGCUGACGUGAAAAUCACCUAG